GAGCGAAAUUGAACUAAAAAUUAGCACAGAAACCAUUUUUUUGCUAACUUCAGACAGUUCGCCUUUUGAAAUCAACUACCUAUAGCAAACUUUGAAGCUAUAAUAACUUUGGACUUAAGCAACUGCAGGACAACAUUUACAUAAGUGACACAAAAACUUCGAAACAACUCAACCAUCAGAGGCAAUUUACCUCGAAGACGAAAGUUUGAAACUUCGGCAAAAUGUCAUCAGACGGUAUCAAUUUCAACCUCAGCGUGAGCUCGAAUAUUCUAGAACAACCUCCAAUGGCGUCACCGGGCGUGCGUGAAUCAUCAACUGUGGAUAUUUUGAUCACGAGCCUCAAAGCAAUUCUCGGAACAGUGGCUGCUAUUCAAAACUUCACCAUUUUUGUGCUGCUGCUUAUGAAGAAAAAACGAGUCGUGAGCGAGCUUCUGGUAAUUUCAAAUGCUCUUCUCGAUACAAUAAUGGCAAUUAUAUUCCUCAUCAAAUCUACCAUGGUGAAACUUCUAAUCCAACUCCCUCUAAUCGGCCAGUGUAUAUUCCAAUAUUUCCUCUACACAUUCCUAACAACCGCUUCUUUUUUCCUCAUCAUUUCAAUCAGCAUCAACCGCUACGUAGCUGUGCGACACUGUCACGACUACAACACCAUUUUCUCCAAGUCAAGGGUUCGAGCCCUGCUCGCGACUAUUGUCCUUCUCUCUUUUUUGCACAGUGUGGGGGAGAUUGUGGUGUGUAAGGGCAUGUGGCCUUGGUAUGAAGACUACUGGCUCUUUUCACGCGUCUUUCUCGUCCUUUUGUGCUGUGCAGUUCUCCUUGGGGUCUACUCCGCCAUUUCCGAUCAAUUCUCACAGCCAUUUUGGGCUCCGAUGCUGAAACCUGUCCACUUCUACCGAAAACACGUCAGCUGCAACCGCAAGGAAAACUCAAAAGGGAAAACUCAAAAAGGCAACCACACUGAGCACAACAAAUGUCACCUUGCAAUGAAAACCAGCACUGAACCUUUACUGAUUUCGAGAAAAUGUGAAGAAACGCAUGACAUAAGAAUUACGCUGUGUCCGAUAACUAAUGGGGCUGAGCAUCCGACUGAAAGCUGCUAUCCGAUAGAAAUACACUAUGACGCAACAUUGACUAAUUAUGCAACGCUCAAGGAUUGCGCAAGACCAACUGAUUACGCAAUGUCGCCAGAUUACGUUAGACAGAAGGUCAAAGUUGUCGAUCAAAUUCAAGCAGCAGAGGAAGAGCACGACGGCAUCUCAAUUGGGCCCAGUCACUUCGGACUAGAUGCAGACCCUGAUAAUGACCUUGACCCUGACUAUGACAUGGACAUAGAUGUGGACGCGAUCAGUUUCGGAGGCUGCUCCCCCAGGGGGUCCAGGGUGGACGAGAGGGGAGUGAAACACGAGACUGAUUCACAGAAGAUGACCAUAACUCAAAAGGACAGCUCGGCCGACUCAGGGGACAAAAACCACCUGACAAUCUCGAUGAGACGGAGUGGUCCUUCAUUUCGACCAAUCAGAACAGAGAAAGCGAAACUAGCCAAUCAGGCGGCCAAACGACAAGCUAGGAAAAAAACCUUCCAGAACCAAAAACACAAAAUAACAUUUUCGUUGUUUCUAGUCUGUUUGUGUUUCAUAGUUAUAAUAAUUCCGCAAACUAGCAUCCAACUUAUUAACUAUUUCACUUCAAUUCCCGUCGAUCUAAUUCUGAAUAUAUACAGCAUUACUGAAGUCGUUUAUCUUAUGAAUUUUGUAAUCAACCCUAUAAUAUUUACAUACAAUAAUGGAUACCUUAUGGGAAAAUUUCAAAAUGUGCUUGCUGUAUUCAAAAUCACCCAAAAAUAAAUUAUACUAAAAAUCAGCUGCAAAAUUUUGCUACGAAAUUAGCUUAAAUCGUAAGGUUUAUUAACCCAAAUAAUUUCAAUGAAAUCGUAACGCAUUUUAGUUGUAAACUUAAAGCGUUUCAGUUGUAAACUAUUUGAGUACUUUUCGUGUGUGAUAAACUUGGUGACUUUAAAAUUUUUGUAUAAUUUUCUGAGCGGUUAUUGUAAAACUUACUGCA
Molecule: messenger RNA, 2058 nt
Organism: Symsagittifera roscoffensis
Lineage: Eukaryota; Metazoa; Xenacoelomorpha; Acoela; Convolutidae
Exons: 6
Coding region: 222-1841 (539 amino acids)
Biological process (GO): adenylate cyclase-activating adrenergic receptor signaling pathway
Cellular component (GO): plasma membrane
Molecular function (GO): G protein-coupled receptor activity
Source: RefSeq, a predicted model, not a curated record